GGGUGUGGUGCGCGCCGCUCCACCUGCCCCGGGGCAGGAGGACCCGCCCUGUGGAAGUCCAGCAGAGGGAGGCAGGUGAAAUGUAGCCCGACAGGUCUGAUGGGAACACAGACAGGGGCAGGGAGGUGACUGAGGUGCAGUCACAGCAGUUCGCCGGCUCAGGGUGGGUCUCUGUGGAGGUAGUGGACCUGUGGACUCCCAGCUGCAGCUCGACUGACGGGGAUUUCCCUCCUCUCCUCUCCGCUGCUGCCUGGGGCAGAUGGUGGGACUGAGAGCCUGAGCGGAACUCAGGAAGGAGUGAGAGGAAGGAGAGUGAGAGAGAGAGGGAGACGACGACAGGCGAGGACCGGAGAGCAGAGGAGACAUGCUCCGCUACGGCUCCAGACCCGGGGUGACCACCACCACCACCACAGAGGACUCUGCUGCUCCUUCCAGCGAGCGGAGGGUCCUCAGGUUGACUCUGCUCGCAGGAAAUGAUGGAAAAAAGGAGGAAAAAACUGCAGACACAGCUGAGGCAGAGAAUCGUCUCAAGGAAACAUGGAAGACGAAGAACGGGCUCAUCCACAGAGAGCGGCCGGCUGGCAUGGAGUCGCCUCAGCAGCACCUCAGAGACACAACCAAUGGGGCGCCGGCAACCUCGGCGCAGCAUCAUGGGCCCAAAAUGUACGGCGUAGUGCAGAGGACGAGCACGGACAGACGGCAGGAGCUGAUGGCACGCGAGUGGACCGUCGACCACCUACAUGAUGAGAUGAAGUACAUCCGGGAGGUGAGGGACUCCCUGGAGAAAGUGAGAGAACGGAUGUACGGGCAGUUUGGAGGAAUGCAGCAAUCCAUGGAGAAGCUCUCACGAGAAAUGAGGGCUGCCAACGCACACCGGAAAACGUUGGAGUCUGAGGUGAAGGUUCGUACCGCAGCCAUGGAGAACUUUGAUCAGAUGAACAGCUCCCUUAUAUCUGCAAACAUCAGCCUGCAGAAAUCCCUCUUGGAGAACUGUCAGAACAGAGUGGACACGAAAGACGAGGUGAAGAGUUUGCGGAGCACCUACGAGAAAACUCAAGAAAAGCUCAGGGACAGGGAGCGAGAGCUGGCCGCAGCGCAGGCUGAGAACCAAACGCUCAGACUUCAGGUGGAGUCUUCACAGGAGGCAAACAUCCGCGCCGUGCAGGAUCUCACCGCGAAGCUCCAGAGAGAGUAUGAGGAAAAACUGCAGAGCGAACAACAGAAACACAGAGAAGAGAUAGAAAACCUACAGGCCCAGCUGGAUGAAUACAUCAGACGGCUGGAGGAAGCAGAGAGGAACCUCAGGACUGCAGAGGCCAAGAUUGCUGAGCGAGACCAGCGGAUCGUUGAAGUGGAGCGUCUCCUGAGCUGCAUGGGGAUGGAGAAGAGCCAGCUCCAGCAGAAGCUGCAGGAGUACGAACAGCGUAUCCGUUUGUUAGAGCUGAUGGACAAAACAGACGCAGCCGCAGCCAAAAAGUCUCAGCAGCUGCAGGAAGAAGCCGUGGAUCUGCGCGAGCGAAUCAAGCACUUGAACGACAUGGUGUUCUGCCAGCAGAGGAAAGUCAAGGGGAUGAUUGAGGAGGUUGAAUCUCUGCGAGCUCAGGUUGCUCAGAAGGACAUGUUCAUUUCAGAGCUUCUUGACAGAAUCGCAAUAGUGGAGUGUGAGAAUAAUGAAUUAGAAGACAAGCUGAAGUAUUUUAUGUCCACACAGAAUAGGCCUCAAGAGAUUUUGGAAAGACGAGACGUAGGAGUAGGCUGCGAUCUGCUCCCCAGAUAUGAAGUGCAGAGGCACGAUGUUGAAUCUGUCCAUCUUCAUUCCACCCCACCUUCAUCACCUGUCCUACCUUCAUCACCGGUUAACACUACAUCACCCACUCACCCUCUGUCACCGACAGAACCUUCAUCGCCCACACCUUGGGCUCCAUCUUCUUCACGGCCUUCCUACCUAUCAUCCCUCCAGUACCCAUCGUUCAGACUAACAACGCCCAUCCAGGCAUACAGUUCGACUAACCCUCCACCCAGCAGGCUGGAGACCAGUUUGUUAAAGUACUCUCCUGGUCAGUACAGUCAGUACCUGCAGUCCAGCAACCCGGCGAUGAACGGCGUGUCCUCUGAGUCGGACCCCGUUGCGAGUCCGGUCCCGUCCAGCAGAGACGAGGUGGAUGCAGAACCGAAAACAGACUCUACUACACAGACCGAACCACAGGCGGUCACGUCUUCCACCUCGUCUUCUCGGCCCAGGUCAAGGCUACAGGUGUCCUCACCCUUCAUGAAACUGAUGGGACACAACCUGAAGGAGAAGCACUGAUUGAUUUAAAGGGUUCAAAAUUUGGGAUAUUCUAAAUAAUAAUUACAUUAAUUUUGCUCUUUUUUGUAUUGUGUGGUUUUAAAUUUCUUUGGUUGAUCAGAUCUCGUAGAGAAAAUAUGCAGCUUUCCGAGUCAUUUACAGUUUGGCCCAAAGUUGUUCAUAUCCCUCAGUGUGGGGCUGGACGAUUGUAGCAGAACUUAAUGUUUUAUAUUUUUGCUUUAAAUAUCUGAAAUAUUGCCAAACUGGUUGCAGGACGGUUCCUGUUUCAUUCUCAGUUUUUAUUCCAUGUUGUUUUAUUAUUAUCAUCAUUAUUUUUCAGCAGUUGGUAAAACCUUAAACUGCUGCUGCUUACGUUGCUCAACAGGUCGUUGCUAGGUGACCAAAGAAGGAAUGAGUUGCUAGGUAACCAAAGAGUGGCUAAAAACUACAUCUCCCAGAAUGCUGUGCGGUUUUGGCUCUGAGUUCAGUGAAUGUUCUAUUUAUUGAAUGUUGAAUAUUAGAUGUAUUAUCUAUUGAUAUUGAACAUGUGGGCCGUGAUUUAUAUUGCUAUUGAUUUAGCAUCCAGUUCUUCCUCAGUGGCAGAUUUAAAUUUGACGUGACCUUUAAUUGUACCAAUGUGUUUUUUCUGACAAUAAAGAAUGUUUUGCAGUGGCCCAGUCAAAGUCUCAGCUUUAACCUGAGUAUGGGACUUGCAACCUUAAAAACAUAAAUUGUCAAAAUACCAGUGAAAACAUGAAAACAAUACCGUUUUUCAAAUAAAUGUAAUAGAAACUUUUAUUUUUAAAUUAAUACUCUUCUUAAAGUGUUUUCCAACUGGAAACAAACUUCUGGUUCAGAUUAAAUUAACUUUAAAUCUAAAUCUGUCUGGAGUAUGGAUACCUGUGGGCUUAACUAUCAUUCAUUUGGAUUUAAAAUGAAAAUGUACUGCUUAUUGUUCUCAUUUACCGUGGAAAAAGCUUUUAAAAACUGCACAAGUAAAAAUGAAGUUUAUGAAACACGUUAAUAAAUCUUUGUUGUUUUUUUCACAUUUUUGUUUUUUAAUCACAAUGGUGAAAGCUAAAAUCAUAAUCCAUGUUAUUGUCUCUGCCAGCCAUGAUGGAAAAGUGUUAUUGGUGAUGAAUGAAGUCAGCAACUUUUGCAAUAAUGCAUGUUGCUCUCAGUGGGAUGUAAUGAACUGAAUUAAUUUUUUAAUGUGUUUUUAUAUGCAGCCCAUUUUCCAUGCUUACUGAGCUAAAAAAUAUCUGUCCUGGUUAAGGAUUGAUAUGGUUAUUGGUUGUAUUUCUAAAUGUUUUUUAUUUGUAUAUAUUAAAUGAUAUAUUUUGCUAUUGUUCAUGCCCUGUAAAUAAUAUUUAUUAACUUGCAUUGUGCCUUUGUGUUCAUAUUCUAUUGUCUCAUAUUGGUGGUGGGUUAUCGGACAUUUUGAGUACUAACUCAACUUUGCAGUUGUGUUUUUGUUUAUAAUAAAGUGACUGCCAUUACUGAGCCACAA
Poeciliopsis prolifica (blackstripe livebearer) is the source of this 3797-nucleotide messenger RNA. RefSeq names its product myocardial zonula adherens protein (gene myzap). Gene Ontology annotation, biological process: intracellular signal transduction. The transcript is spliced from 14 exons. The coding region runs from base 365 to 2308 and encodes 647 amino acids. The record is from RefSeq and is a predicted model, not a curated record. Gene Ontology annotation, cellular component: intracellular anatomical structure. Lineage: Eukaryota; Metazoa; Chordata; Actinopteri; Cyprinodontiformes; Poeciliidae.